CCUACAACCUGGGACAAAAGACUUAUUAGGGAACUAAAGGACUUGCUAGCCACAAGAAAUGCUUCAGACCGGCUUAUUGACCCGAACCUGUUCAACACUUACUCUAGCGAAGAGCUAGAGAGGCCUCAACUGUGGCUCAAUGAAAUUAUAGAGAAAUAUAAAAUGAACAAGGCCUUGGUUAAUGAUGAUAUCAAAAUCUCCCAUUUCUCAGAUCAUCCAAAGGAGGGAGGUCAUCAGAAAGCUCCAUUGAGACAUUUCCAUACCACAGACUCUGAUCCAGAGAGUGCUGAUAAUCAACGGUAAUGCUUAUUCCAAAGUAUGAGGCUGCUUUAGCCAGAUCAUGAAAUUAGUAAAUGUACCAUGUUCCAUUUUUAAAGGAUGAGUUAAAUCCUUUCAUGAGAAUUCGCAUUUAGCUAACGAUACUGUGAUGCUCAAAAUUGAGAAGAACCCCUUGUGGCAACCAUCGCCAUUGCAGUUGAUAAAAAACCUUUUUCUCAUGCUAUAAUUUUAGAAACUCUUUAAGGGUGAAUUCGAGACCAAACUCUAGGAAGAAGAAUUCCAUGCAAUCAGUGGGGAACAUCGAGAAGUACGGAACUGAUGACCUGGACUCCAUCUCAGAAUUCAACAGUUCCUUUGAACAGCUAUCUACUGUAUCAGCAGCAAGAGAGAAAGAAGAAUACCUGAAGCACCUCAAAAAGCUCAGAUAUGCUAUUAAAAUCGAACUAAAAUAAUGAGAAAAUGAUGUCAGUCAAUAUCGUCGAUGAGAUCUUUAAAAAGCGCCUGGAUGACUACACUGAUGCGGUAAAUUGAGAACUCCAGCACAUACACAAAUAUGUUGACCGCCUUCAGAGAACAAUCACAUUGCAAGAGGUUAAAUUCAAGCAAUUGGCUGAAAUUUUUAGGAAAUUUGAGCUAGACAAAACCAUUAAGGCACUUCAAACCAGGGAGUUUGGACCAAAGUACCUGAAAGAGCCUGAAUCAGUGGUCAAAUAAAGACAAGAGUUACACUGAGCUGAGGGACCUUAUUGAAACUAAUCUAAGAUUCGUUAAAUCUGGAACAUCUUGUUUCGAUCACAAAUCUAUCCAAGUGACAGAUUAUGAAAAUAUAAAUAAAAUUAAAAAUUUGGAGAUCGAAAACAAACUUUUAGACACGAAGCUUGAUGAGAUACAUGCAAAGGAGACAAAUGAGUCCCGUUUCCUACGUGAAAGUGUUGAAUCAGACUUCCAGAAAACCAAGGAAACCUUCUUCCAAAGAGAAGAUGAAUACCUAACAGAAAUUAACCAGCUCAAGAAUGAUAAGGAGAAGUUAAUUCAGGAAAUGAGCCAGGUAAAGAUGAUCCUAAAGAGUCCUUUCCUUUACAUGAAAUAUUACAAUGCGAGGUUUGGGUACUUCCCAAAAUUGGACAUUUGCAGGCCAAAAUCUCCUGCUAAACAUCGGAACAAUGGGCAGGCUCUCAACUAUGAUAAGGCAGUCAAAAGAAAGAUGAGGAGAAGUAGCACUAGCUGUUUCCCUAACCCUGUUUAUUCUGCAGUAAAUCUCCAUCCAGCUGAUGCUAAGAAGUCUGACCAGAAGCAAGCCCAGAAACCAUCCUCGUCUAGAAGGAAAAGAGUGUCCAAAGAUGAUUUUAACUAUGAUAAAGAUUUUGAGAAUAAAAGUAGCUACCUAAAUCUCGAUAUUCAAACACAUGAGUCAAGCAGCCAGGAAAAGAAGUCUAAAUUCUGCAUCUUUGAUAAGGUUUUUAAUAAGAAUACUAUGAAGCUUAAUAUGAAAGCAGAAGAGUCUGAGUAUAUGAACAGUUUCUCUUAUAAACCUCUGAAGAGCACUAAUUCUCAACCGAUUAAAUCAAUGGUUGAGAAGUCAUCAUCUCAGCAAGAGAAUCGUGAACUGGAAAUUUCAGCCAAAAAGCUGCCCUCAUUCAAGCUUCCACAUAAGAAAACAGAUGAGUAUGGGGAAGGAACUGUCACAUCCAGCAAGAACGAUAAAUCUGUCACGAUUAACUCAAGUGUUAAGUCAUUUUGUAAAGAAAACUUCAGGAAAUUGAUUCAGACUAAGAGCAGGAACCCAGAAUUCACUUCAAAACUCAAACUCGAGAUUGUUGCUACUGCAGGUACGACUAGUAAGAUCGUGUUGAAGUCCAAUACCAGUACGACAAGACAGAGGUCUCGAAAGAACAAGUCUAGACCUAGGAAGUACUUCAAAGCCAAAGAUAAUGUAGCUUGCAGGUCUUUUAUCGGAGGAAUUUCCACAAAAUCAUAUGCUAAAUAGCCAAAGUUCAACUCUGAA
This is a messenger RNA of Moneuplotes crassus, 2284 nucleotides long. Lineage: Eukaryota; Ciliophora; Spirotrichea; Euplotida; Euplotidae. The record is from the annotation of a GenBank genome assembly.